This is a messenger RNA of Drosophila gunungcola (fruit fly), 1130 nucleotides long. RefSeq names its product fas-associated death domain protein (gene Fadd). The transcript has a single exon. Bases 114 to 830 code for a protein of 238 amino acids. Gene Ontology annotation, molecular function: protein binding. Gene Ontology annotation, biological process: signal transduction. NCBI's taxonomy places the organism in Eukaryota, Metazoa, Arthropoda, Insecta, Diptera, Drosophilidae. The record is from RefSeq and is a predicted model, not a curated record.
GACAAUGUUUGGCCAUACGGUCAUACUGAACCAGACAAGGGAUGGGCAACUUUGGAUUUCUGUAAAUACAAAUAUUAUCGUUUUCGAUCAAAAGAACAGGUACAUUAGUCACGAUGACGGGAGGCAACCACUGGAGCUACGACAUCCUCAAGCAGAUCGCCAUCGAAGGAUGCACGGAGGACGUGGAGCAGCUGAAGGCGCUGUUCGCCGAUGAGAUUGGUUCGCGGCGGCGAAUGGAUUGUAUUCGGUGCGUUGAGGAUCUGAUUGACUGCCUGGAACGGGCCGACGAACUGGCCGAGGACAAUGUGGAGCCACUGCGUCGGUUGUCCAUUAACCAACCGAAGCUGAUCGAGGCUCUGGCUGGCUAUACACCGCCGGCAAAUGUCCGGGAUCAGUCGGUGAAUCUGUACCAGGAACUGCGCUUGGCCGAGGAACUGCGUCAUCAACUUCGCAUAGCUCCGGUUCAGAUUGCCUAUCCACAUCCGGCGGUAGCUGUGGCUCCAGCACCCACGCCUGCAAUCCAGAACUAUACCACUCCGGCUGCAUUUACGGAUCGCAAACGUUCGGCCAUCUUCAAGAAACUAUCCGAGGAACUGGGACGCUACUGGCGACGUUUGGGUCGAUCGGCGGGCAUUGGCGAGGGCGCCAUGGACGGCAUCGAGGAGCGCUAUCCGCACGAUCUGAAAUCCCAGAUCCUGCGUCUGUUGCAGCUCAUCGAGGAGGACGAGUGCCACGAUCCCAAACACUUCCUCGUUCGCCUUUGUCGCGCCCUCGGCGUCUGUGGUCGCAAUGAUCUGCGCAAGAACGUGGAACAGAUUAUGUCGCACUAAGUAAACGGUUGACAUUAGUUUUAAUUCAUACACUUUUGUAUUUUAUGUGAUGGCCCUGAUAAGCCAGGGGAAAUCCCCUGCCAAAAUUGAUAAGUCUUGCGCCUUAAAGCCAACAGUGCCUCUUUUUGUUUGUCUAUGGCUAAUGAUAGGGUGUAACCAAAAUUUGCAAUAUGCUGUCGAAUUUGUUAUUAUCAAACAAAGGGAGAUUCCCUUUGAACUGUAUAAAAAAAUUACUUGAGUUGCCAAAUCUUUCAUAUAAUAUUGCUAUUAAUAAAUCCAAAACGUAUUAAACGAAUGAAA